Lagopus leucura (white-tailed ptarmigan) is the source of this 1074-nucleotide messenger RNA. RefSeq names its product Sp6 transcription factor (gene SP6). Lineage: Eukaryota; Metazoa; Chordata; Aves; Galliformes; Phasianidae. The record is from RefSeq and is a predicted model, not a curated record. Gene Ontology annotation, biological process: regulation of transcription by RNA polymerase II. Gene Ontology annotation, molecular function: DNA-binding transcription factor activity, RNA polymerase II-specific; RNA polymerase II cis-regulatory region sequence-specific DNA binding.
AUGCUCACGGCUGUCUGCGGAUCUCUUGGGAACCAGUCCUCCGACGCGCCCCGCGCCUCGCCGACCCCCCUGGACCUGCAGCCGUUGCAGCCCUUCCAGCCCCCCCCGCCGGGCGCCGACUUCGCCUCUCCGCUGCCUCCCCCGGAGCUGCCGUUGCCGGGCCCCGACGUCGCCUUCGCCGCUCCAGGCACCUACGACCCCCAUGGCCCCCCGCGGAUAGAGCUGCCUCCCGACGGCCCCGCCGCCACCGGUUCCUACGCCAAGCUGCUGCAGGCGGCCCCCCCGGACAUGGCGCACCCCUACGAGCCCUGGUUUCGGCCCCCCCACCCCGCUCCCUCCGGAGAGGAGGGGGGGGUCAACUGGUGGGACCUCCACGCCGGGGCCAGUUGGAUGGAGCUGCCCCACACGCAGGGGGGUCUCCAGGUGCCCGCGCCCCCCGGCCUGCAGCCGCCCCUGGGGGGGGUAGGAGGGGGCGAAGCGCAGCUCUGCGCUCCCCCCGCCCAUCUGCUGCCCCCUGCCCAGCACCUGCUGGGGCCGGAGGGGGCGAAGGCGUUGGAGGGCCCCCCCCAGCCCGAAGCGGAGGGAGGCGGGCGGGCCAAAGGGGGCCGCCGGGCGGUGCCGCGAGGCGGGGGGCAGGCGGCGUGCCGUUGUCCCAACUGCCAGGAGGCGGAGAGGGGGGGGCCGUGCCCCGAGGGCUCCAAGCGCAAACACCUGCACAACUGCCACAUCCCGGGCUGCGGCAAAGCGUACGCCAAGACCUCGCACCUGAAGGCGCACCUGCGCUGGCACAGCGGCGAUCGCCCCUUCGUCUGCAACUGGCUGUUCUGCGGGAAGCGCUUCACCCGCUCCGACGAGCUGCAGCGGCACCUCCAGACCCACACGGGCACCAAGAAGUUCACCUGCCCCGUCUGCGGCCGCGUCUUCAUGCGCAGCGACCACCUGGGCAAGCACAUGAAGACCCACGACGGCGGCAAGGAGGGCGGAGAGCCCGACGUCAAGGGGAGCAACGAGCCGCCGGGGGGCAAAGGGGGCAAACGGGAGCCCGAGGGGGGCACGGCCGCCCCCACAAACUGA